AUGAACCACUGUUGGUUGUUGUUGAACAUGAUCGCGAAACUUCAAUCAACCCAAGUCAAACCAGCAACACUGAAAAGAAAAAAAAAAAAAACAAGACAAGACAAGACAACAACCAUAAAACCAAAAUACGUUUUCCUCUCUUUGAAAUUCAAAGGAACUCAAGUAUCAUCAUCAUCAUUAUUAUUGUUACGAUUAGCAACGAUGAACUUACUCAAGAUAUUAGACACUACACCUGAACCACCAAUUAUAGACUUGGAUAUUGAAAAUAUAAACUAUUCAGGGGAUUAUCAAUUAGCUACUCCAAUGUAUGAUUUUCAAAAAGAAUUGAUUGAUCAAAUUAUAUCUUUGCAUUAUCCAGACAUUUUAAAAUAUUGUGAAUUAAAUGAUAAUCGAGAGAUUAUUGUAAAAUCAUUAAAUAUAUGUAUUGAAAAUUGUUUAUUAGUUUGCACUCAUCCUUAUUUAUUAAUUGAUCAUUAUAUGCCGAAGAAUUUCACAUUUAAGGAAUUACCUGGCAAAUUAAGUGAAACUAGUGGGAAAUUUAAUGUUUUGAAAGAUUUAAUCAACGUCUUAUUAAACGGUGGUACUUAUCACUCCCUUAACAUUGGAAUUGUGAUGAAUAACAAAAAGAAUGUUUUUGAUUUGGUCGAUGCUUUGUUAUUAGGAUGUAAUGGUAUAAAUAAAAACGUGAAGCGAUAUGUUGGAAAUAAUGUAUUGCGUGAAUCGAAAAAGAAUAGUAACGGUAAUAACCACAGUGGUGGAAGUAACGGCAGUAAUAACGGCAAUCGUAAUCUGAAACAUAAAGAUGCAUCAGUUGUUCACUUGGUACCUCACGAUGGAAUCACUAGUAAAGAUAAACCCGGUUUAGAGAAUGUUAAAUUCGAUAUAUUGAUUGUUUUGGAUGGUAAUGUGGAUACCAAUGGUGAUUUCUUCAAGAAUUUGAGAGUUCAAAAUAGAGAAUCUCCUUGUGCUAUAAUUCGAUUGGUGCCAACCAAAACUAUUGAAAAUAUCAAAUUAUAUUAUGCUGAAAACAAACAAGAUCCAGAUUAUUUGUACAAUUUAAUAUCAUCAAUUGUUUGUCUUCGAGAUUUUAUUGGUCAAUUAUCUCCAGAUGUUUUCCCUAUUUAUAAUCAAAAAUUGACUUAUUUGUCAAGUAAGUUUUUUGACAAGUUGUUCAACAAUGAAAAUUCCUCGGAAUUUCCUGGUUGGCCAUUACCACCAUUAGCUAAGAUUCCACAAUUUACACCAUAUGAUGUUGAAAGGUCCUUGUUAACUGAAGUUCAUUUUCAUUAUACACCUUAUGAUCCAAACCCAAAUGCAAUGCCAUGCGUGACGGAACAACAAGAAGAAAAACCAAGUUAUUAUGAAACAAGAAGGUUAAACCUGGACUACAUUACCAAUCCAUUGAAGAACUCAUAUAAUAUUUUAAGUGGUAUUAGAAACGAUGACAAUUACAACGAUUCGUCUAUUUUGACUCACAAGUUGUUGUUACAAUUAAAUGAAUCGUUCUUAAAAUAUGAUCAAUUGGAUGAAGAAUCUAAAAUUUUCAAUAAAUUUAAUGAACCAGAGAUACAAGAAGAUAAAAUUGGUAGAAGAGAAAAAACCAUGAGAACAAGUGUAAGUAAAAUAAUUGAAGAUGUUGAUCAUUCAGAAUUGAGGAUAUCAAGUUCUACAAAAAUGGCCGUUAAAAAGAGUGAACAAUUGGAGAAAUUAAACACAGAAUUGAUAGAAAAGCAAACCAAGUUGAAUAAUUUUGAGGAAACUAUUGAGGAUAAGAACAAAAAGGAAUUUGUAUCUAAGCAAAUGGAAAUUUGGAAAAUAAGAGACCAAAUUAAAGAACUAAUCAAUCGAACAAGAUCUAAAAAUGAUGAAAAGAAUUUUAUGGUUCAAGAACAUACAAAUUGUCUAAAAUCAAUUGAAGAAUCAGAGAAAGAAAUCGACGAAUUGAAAAAGAAAAUUGAUGAAAAUAAACGUAAGUUUAGCAGUAUAUUAGAAGAGGGAGAAUCUAAACAGGAUGAAUUUACAAGUAAGAAACAAAAAUUAAUGAAUGAUAUCAAACAAGAAGAAACAAUUAAUGAAUCAUUGAAAUUUAAGUUAAAUAAUGCAUUUAAAUUCUUGAAAGAAACAUCACAUCUAAAAAAACGUAAAGGUAGGGGAAUCACACCAAAAUAG
This is a messenger RNA of Candida tropicalis MYA-3404, 2169 nucleotides long. RefSeq lists its product as uncharacterized. The transcript has a single exon. Gene Ontology annotation, cellular component: nucleus; HDA1 complex. NCBI's taxonomy places the organism in Eukaryota, Fungi, Ascomycota, Pichiomycetes, Serinales, Debaryomycetaceae. The record is from RefSeq and is a predicted model, not a curated record. Bases 1 to 2169 code for a protein of 722 amino acids.